GCUGAAAAAACAAUAUUUAAUUUUGAUAACAUAUUAACAGAAAAACAAAUAUUUAGCCAAAUUAGUGAAGAAACUAAAGACUUGGAUAACGACAGUGUAUCAGAUGUAGAUUAUAAACCAUUAAAUUUUGUAAAUUUACAUUUAUUGGAUCUAGACAUUCCAACUCUCAACAAUUGCAAACUUCAAAAUUUAAAACAAGAACUGGAAGAAGUGAACUAUAAAAAUGAAAAAUCUUUACUUUCAUCAGAAUCAUUGAUAUUACAAAAUGUCAUUCUAAACAUAUCUUACAAAUUGAAAGAAAAUGUAGCUGAUCUUACUGAAGUUAACUCUCAAACAGCAGAUAUUUUACAACUAGAAAAUAAAGAAGAAAAAGAAGUUUCAAAAGAAAUUGUUGAAAUAAGGGCUGAAGAUGAUUUGCUUGAUGAAAGUAUACAAGAACAAAUAAAUGCAGAAUUAAAAGCUUUAAGGAUUCAAAUUGCAAAAAGUCAAGCAGUUCUUGCCUUUCUGCAAUCUAAAGGUUCUAGUGUAUCACAAGAAGUAAUAGAACAUUCCAAUUCUGAAAAGUGUUUUAAAAAUUCUGAAGCCUCAAAAAGUCAAGAUAACAUUAUAGAAGAUGAUAUACAUCAAGAUAUUAGAAAUACAUAUUAUGAACACUCACAAUCAUUUAAAUUGGAACAAAAGUCUAAUCAAAUCAAGCAUCCUCCAAACAGGAGUAACAGUUCAUCAACAAAUCCAAAGCCUAUGCCUUUACACAGAGCUCAUUUUGCAUUUUCCUGUCCUAUACUUCCUAGUCAUACAUCAUUUAUUACAAGGGCAACUCAAACUGAUCCAAUUGAUUCAACUUUCAGCUCAUUUAGGACUUCAAAUGGUGAACAUCUUUUUGAAAAUCUCAGAUCAAACAGUUAUUGUAAAACUUUAAAUAGAACAAAUGCAUUGAACACUGAUAAUAGAACUGUUGGAAAUAGCAUUCCUGAUUACAAAGUGGCCUGUGCUGCUCAAAGUCUUAAAACAUGUCUGCUUGCUGUGCCAAAUGCAAUUUGUUUCCAAGAAAGAAUAGAUUCACCAAUCUCUCCUAGUUUCCCAAGAAACAGAAGUUUUAGUUUUGUAACUGCUAUUAAAAAAGGGAAUCCACAUUUAAUAGAUGCAACAGAUAGUUAUUAUUGUACAAAUGUAGAAGAAAAAUUUUCACAGUCUGCUACAGAUUCUUUAACUAAAGAUAAUGUCCAUUCUGAAGUGCCAAAUAUUUCUUAUUGUAAUUCAUACAGUAAUAUUGGAAAAGAAUAUAGCCCACAAAUAAAACCAUGUCCAAAUGAAGAUAAGGAAUAUAAUAGGCCAUUUAUAAAUAUGAAAAAUAACAUUAAUUCUUCAUCUCAACCAUUACAAACAGUAUUACCUAAUGUGGAGUUAUCUAAAGAAAUAUCUAAAAACGAUAAGAAGAAAAAUGAACAAACAGAAAAAUGUGAAUUACAGUUAACAAUAGGUGGUGAUUCUGUAGAAGAUAAAACAUCAAGAGCUAAAAAUAAAAAAGAUAAUAAUAUAGCUGAAAAAGAUAGAAUNCAAUCUCACCCAUACGGACACGUUAGGCUCAAUUAA
Centruroides sculpturatus (bark scorpion) is the source of this 1593-nucleotide messenger RNA. RefSeq lists its product as uncharacterized. The transcript is spliced from 11 exons. The record is from RefSeq and is a predicted model, not a curated record. NCBI's taxonomy places the organism in Eukaryota, Metazoa, Arthropoda, Arachnida, Scorpiones, Buthidae. The coding region runs from base 742 to 1593 and encodes 283 amino acids.